AAGUGGAGCAGUUGGUGGAGUUUGGGCGGAAACGGCACUCGCGGUGAGAGCUGGGAACUUCAGCACACUCAUACAGGCAGACGGGGAGCUCGUAACACACCCAUUUAACAUCCAAAGACUACCUAGGAUCACUUAAAUAUUCUCACACGGUGACGUGGAUGUCGUCAUUGAGCGGGCUCUCUCUCACUGUACAGGCAUGGCAGAGCUGGCGGGUCUAGUGCAGCGUCUGGAGUUGGCCGUGGGUCGUCUGGAGGCCAUGUCUAGUUCUGGGGGUGGAGGAGGCCCUGCUGCUCCUGGAGUGGUGGCAGUAUAUGUUGAAGCCUAUGACAACUUGAUCUCUGGCCCCGUUGCUCAGUAUGCUGCCCUCAGUCAGAAGAUAGGGGGUGAUGUCCUAAAGCACGCUGAGAUGAUGAAGCAAGCAUUCUCCAGUCAAAGACAGCUUCUGGUCAAAGCUUCCUGCUCUCAGAAACCUUCUGAUUCUGUCCUGACCUCUCUGCUAGCCCCUGUAUCUAAAGCGAUCCAGGAUGUGCAGUCGUUCCGAGAGAAGAACCGCUCCUCACCUUUUUUCAACCACCUCUCUGCUGUCAGUGAGAGCGUUCCCGCCCUUGGCUGGGUUGCCAUGGCCCCAAAGCCAGGCCCUUAUGUGAAGGAGAUGCAGGAUGCUGCCAUGUUCUACACAAACCGUGUGCUCAAGGAUUACAAGGAAAAAGACAAAACCCAUGUGGACUGGGUCCAUGCCUAUGUGUCCAUUUGGACCGAGCUGCAGGCUUACAUCAAGCUGCACCACACCACUGGACUGAGCUGGAGCAAGACUGGUCCGGUUGCUUCAGCCUCUGGAGCUGCCCCCAGUGGAGGAGCACCAGCCCCACCUCCCCCAGGCCCACCUCCACCCCCUAUGGACUUUGACAAGUCAUCAGAUGGAGACUCUGGGGCAGUCAGUCGCAAUGCUCUUUUUGCCUCCAUCAACAAGGGAGCUGAUAUUACUAAAGGGCUGAAGCAUGUGUCUGAUGACCAGAAGACCCACAAGAAUCCUGCACUCAAAGCCCAGGGAGGUCCUGUGUCCUCUGGACCCAAACCCUUCACUCCUCGCCCCACAGCAGCUGCUGGCCCUGCCCGCACUCUGCCCCCAGUGCUGGAGCUGGACGGCAAGAAAUGGAAAGUGGAAAACCAUGAAGGUGCCCAUGGCCUUGUGAUCAAUGACACAGAACUCAAACAGGUGGUUUAUGCCUUUAAGUGCAACAACAGCACUUUACAGGUGAAAGGAAAGAUCAACUCCAUUACUUUAGAUAACUGUAAGAAAAUGGGUCUCGUCUUUGACGAUGUUGUGGGUAUUGUUGAGGUGAUCAACUGUAAAGAUGUAAAGGUCCAGGUUAUGGGUAAAGUGCCAACCAUCUCCAUCAACAAGACAGAUGGCUGCCAUGUUUACCUGAGUAAGGACUCCCUUUCAUGUGAAAUCAUCAGUGCCAAGAGCUCUGAGAUGAACGUUCUGGUGCCCAACAAAGAUGGAGAAUAUACUGAGAUCCCAGUCCCUGAACAAUUUAAAACUGUAUGGGAUGGUAGCAAGCUGGUCACCACAGCAACUGAGAUUGCUGGAUAAAGGAUUAAACUGUGCAAGACCACCCCCAUUGCAGUGUCCUACCUGACUGACCAAUGAAUUUGAAUGGAAUGCCAACCAGAUCUACACUCCUAUCAGCCAAUCACAGCGGCAAUCGUAUCUUCCUUCAACUAGUGAAAUUAGUGUUUGCUUUACCAAAAGCACUUGCUCAGCCAAUGGCAGGGACCCAUUUUGUUCUGUUCUACCUGAUAAAACAAAGCACUUGAAAAUGAUUGCCAAUGUUUUUGUUUUUUUUUUGUUUGUUUUUUUUAUAUUUCUUACAGUUAUGCUAAGCAAAAUAACAUGUGAAUGGCCAUCUAAAAGAAGCAAAUCAUGUAGAUCUGUGUGUAUUGGUUUUUGUUAUUUUUAUGUCUUGCGUUCAUUUUUGUCUUUUACAUUUUCUGAGCAGGGGGCAUGUGUUGGGGAGGUCACAGCGGUUUCUGUGUGACAUAUGCAAUUCAGAUCUGAAGCACACAAAUGUCUCUUUAGAUGACCACAACUCAGACACUUACUGUAACUUUAACUUUUCUAGAGAUAAUUAUAAUGAAGAUUUGUGUCAAAUCUUAGAGGACUAAUUGGCAAGUGCAACGAGUAACGUGCAUGAUCAGUUAGCUUUCCGAUCAUAAAACAAAAUAUUGUGUUGGGGAAAAAAGCGUUACUAUAGGAAUUGUUUUUUUCCCCUUUUCAUUAUGUAUUCCUGAGCACAUGGCACAGUCCUUGUAAUAUGAAUAAAUGAACAUUCCAUAGUUCAUGAUGGAAAGAUGUGGAAAGCUUUUAGAUGUCUUGAGUGUUCUUGGCACAAACUGGAGAAGGAUACAUUUAAAGCAUAAUCUUUUUAUGCUUAUGGUACUGUCCAUGUUGAAUUGAAAGCUGCCUUGUGUGAUUUCUGAUGACUAUCUGCUGUAAUAACUUGAACAGAGACUGGAUUUAUGUGAAUUGUGUCCAUCUCUUGCUCUCAUCACAUUCGUUAACUAGUUAAUGCUUUGAUUCCAACCUCUAAUCAUUCCAUCUUUUCCUCCCAUAAUAUUGAGGCCAUUAUUGUGGAAUUUAUAUUGUAUCCUUUUUUUCUCUUAUUUGGCCAAGAAUUUUUGUCAUUAGUACUAGAGAACAAACAUUAAAAUUGUUGCAAUAAAUAAAACAUCACUUUU
Myxocyprinus asiaticus (Chinese sucker) is the source of this 2742-nucleotide messenger RNA. Its product is annotated as adenylyl cyclase-associated protein 1-like. The record is from RefSeq and is a predicted model, not a curated record. The coding region runs from base 197 to 1597 and encodes 466 amino acids. Gene Ontology annotation, molecular function: adenylate cyclase binding; actin binding. The transcript has 13 exons. Gene Ontology annotation, cellular component: cytoplasm. Lineage: Eukaryota; Metazoa; Chordata; Actinopteri; Cypriniformes; Catostomidae. Gene Ontology annotation, biological process: cytoskeleton organization; cell morphogenesis; regulation of adenylate cyclase activity.